Molecule: messenger RNA, 3342 nt
Organism: Ipomoea nil (Japanese morning glory)
Lineage: Eukaryota; Viridiplantae; Streptophyta; Magnoliopsida; Solanales; Convolvulaceae
Product: probable LRR receptor-like serine/threonine-protein kinase At3g47570
Exons: 6
Coding region: 1-3342 (1113 amino acids)
Biological process (GO): protein phosphorylation
Molecular function (GO): protein kinase activity; ATP binding; protein binding
Source: RefSeq, a predicted model, not a curated record
AUGGCCAGUCCACCUGCGACCACCACUGAGAUUAUCCAACUCACAGCCCCAUCACAUUUCCCUAUCAAACUCACCCCUUCGAACUUUUCUGUCUGGAGGCGCCAGGUCCAAUCCACGUUGAUUGGCUUCAAUCUUCUCGGCUUCAUUGACGGCUCUGUCAAAGAACCAGCCGCGUUUAAUGAUUCUGCUCGCACAGUCGCGAACCCAGCUCAUCUUGUCUGUUAUGCUUGUGCCACUCGAGGACGAAUCAUUUCCCUCAAGGCCAAGCUCACGAAAAACCCGAGAGGCGUUCGGUCUGUUACCGCCUAUCUCAAUGAUAUGCGUUCCAUAGCUGAUGAACUUGCUUUGGCUCAGUGUCCGGUCUCCGAUGAAGACCUUGUUGUCUACGUUUUGACUCAAUUAGGAGAGGAGUACAACUCUAUCAUGUCAGCUGUUCGAAUUUGUGAAAUUCCAAUUUCCUUGGGAGAAUUAGCAGACAUUCUCACUGAUCAUGAACGCCAACUAAAAGACGCCGAUGAUGCUCGUCAGUCCUUAAUGGCCAGUGCUAAUAUUACUCAACACGGUUCUUUUGGUUCUCGUAAUCAACAGUCUGCGUCGAACCGAAGGUCCCGAAAUGUUUCUGAUCACCAAGCAUUACUUUCAUUCAAGGCCAAUAUGAACGGAGAUCCUCUUCAAUCAUGGAAUGAGUCUACCCAUUUCUGUAAUUGGGUUGGAAUAACUUGUGGUCGCAAACACCAACGAGUUGUAACAAUCCAUUUGGAGUCGAGCAACCUUCAAGGCUCUUUGUCCCCUGCAAUUGGGAACUUGAGUUUUCUUAGAGAAUUGAGGCUUUACAAUAACACUCUAUCAGGUAUAAUUCCUAAUGAGAUGGGUAGACUUAGAAGAUUAAGUGUGUUGGAUCUGGAAAGUAAUGUAUUUUCAGGUGAAAUUCCAAAAAACCUUUCACAUUGUAAACCACUUGAUGGGAGAGAUACCAGCUUACAUAGGCAAUUUUUCAUCACUCAAGGCGAUAACUACCUGAGUUCUACCAUUCCCAUAUCCAUGUUCAAUCUGUCAUCAUUGGUAACUUUUGAUGUACAAGGAAAUAAACUUGAGGGAUAUCUUCCUUCAAAUUUAGGCUCUACGCUUCCAAAUCUACAUUAUUUUAAUAUUGGUUAUAAUCUUUUAAGAGGGCGACUUCCCAUCUCAAUGUCAAAUGCCACAGCACUACACCAUUUUGAUGUUCGUCAUAAUGAUUUUUAUGGAGGGGUACCGUCAUUUAGUGGACUUAAAAGACUAAAAUAUUUUGUACUUUAUGACAAUCCGCUUGGUAAUGGAAAAUCCACUGAUAUGGAUUUCAUGUCUUCUCUUCUCAAUAGUACUGCUACACUAGAGACCCUGUAUCUUGAUAACUGCAAUUUUGGAGGGGUUUUGCCCACAUUCAUAGCAAACUUUUCACAUCUUCAGAGUUUUAGCAUUGCAGAAAAUGUCGUAAGUGGUACUAUUCCCAGUGGAAUUUGUCUUCUUGUUAACUUACAAUACCUAGACUUAUCAGAAAACCAGCUUGGCGGUACUAUUCCAAGCUCAUGGGGAAGCCUUCAACAACUCAUUGGUUUAAGGCUGGAAGGAAACAAAUUGUUUGGUGAGAUUCCAAUUUCAUUAGGAAAUCUGUCCAUUCUUAGUGAGCUUUACCUACAAUCCAAUGAGUUGCAAGGUACUAUACCCAUAAGUUUUGAAAAUUUCAAGUAUUUGUUAGCAUUAGAUCUUUCCAGAAACAAACUCCAAGGAAAUUUUCCCAAAGUUAACCUCACAUCACUUGUGCAUUUAGACGUCUCUCACAAUCACUUUACAGGUCCUCUUCCUGUAGAGAUUGGUGGGUUCAAAAAUUUGCUGUCACUGAACCUCUCAAAUAACAUAUUCUUAGGAACACUUCCAAGUACCAUUGGUGCAUUGAGUAGCUUGAUUGAACUCAACAUCAGUCAUAAUCUAUUCCAUGGAUUUAUCCUUCCUUCUUUCAGUUCUUUAAAAAGCCUAGAAAUUUUAGAUUUAUCUUGUAAUAACCUCACAGGAAAAAUACCAGAAUUUCUAGGUGAACUUCAGUACUUGAAGUGGUUGAAUUUAUCAUUUAACCAUUUGGAAGGCAAGAUACCUACAGAAGGGAUUUUUAAACACAAGGCUAAAGUUGAGCUUGUUGGUAACAACCUUUGUGGAGGUAUUCCACAAUUUGGGUUGCCAAUAUGCCCAAGAGAAGGGGAAAGACAACAUUUGUCCCAUAUUCAAAAGUUGGCAAUUUUAUUUUCGAGUGGGACUUUGAUUCUGCUGAUAAUUGUGGCUCUCAUUGUGUUCACCUACAAGCAGAAGAAAAAGCAGGCUUUAACGUUGGAUGCAGCAACAGAGUUCAUGCCUAAGUUGUCAUAUUGGAGUAUACAGAAGGCAACUAAUGAAUUUUCUAAAUCCAGCAUAAUUGGUUUUGGAAAAUUCAGCACCGUUUACAAAGGCAUUCUUGAUGGUAGUUUGGGAAUUGUUGCAAUUAAAGUGUUCAAGCUUCAAGUAAGAGGAGCAUCCAAGAGCUUUUCGGUGGAAUGUGAAGCAUUGAGGCAAAUUAGGCACCGAAACUUGGUAAAAGUUUUGACCACUUGUUGUAGUAUCGACCAUGAAGGUAAUGACUUCUUGGCCAUUGUCUAUGAGUAUAUGAUUAAUGGUACUCUGGAUAAUUGGUUGCACAAUCACUCAAAAGACACAGGAGAGAAUAAUGAUUCAAAGAGUUUGAACUUGUUACAGAGGAUAAAUACUGCAAUUGAUGUGGCAAAUGCACUUGAUUAUCUCCAUAAUCAAUUGGAGACAGGUUUAAUACAUUGUGAUUUGAAGCCAAGUAAUAUUUUGUUGGAUGGAGACUUAGUUGCUCACGUGGCUGAUUUUGGAUUAUCAAAGUUUCUUCCCACGGAAGUUACAUCUAACCAAGCGAGUUCAUCUAUAGGAAUAAAAGGGACUUUUGGAUAUGCAGCUCCAGAGUACGGGAUGGGAAGUGAUCUAUCAACAUUUGGUGAUAUGUAUAGCUAUGGAAUUCUUUUGCUAGAGAUAUUUACUAGUAAAAGUCCUACUAGUGAUAUCUUCAAUAAUGGUUUAACUCUUCAUAAUUAUGUUAGACUGAGCAUGCUUGAGCAAGUCACUGAGAUUGUAGAUCCAACGCUAUUCCAUAAUGAAGCUAACGCAACACCUAAAAGUCUUGUACUUCAGAACCAGAUAAUAGAAUGCCUUGUAUCAAUUCUUAAGAUUGGAAUAGCUUGUUCCUUGGAGUAUCGAUUCAUGCAUAUUUCCAUUCAAAUAUUCAUUUCAUUGUUCCUAAACAAAUGCAUCAGAUAA